Messenger RNA from Dendrobium catenatum, 1752 nucleotides. Its product is annotated as serine/arginine-rich splicing factor SR45. The record is from RefSeq and is a predicted model, not a curated record. The transcript has 12 exons. The coding region runs from base 97 to 1350 and encodes 417 amino acids. Gene Ontology annotation, biological process: mRNA splicing, via spliceosome. NCBI's taxonomy places the organism in Eukaryota, Viridiplantae, Streptophyta, Magnoliopsida, Asparagales, Orchidaceae. Gene Ontology annotation, cellular component: ASAP complex; nucleoplasm; cytoplasm. Gene Ontology annotation, molecular function: RNA binding.
UAGUUUCUGAUUCCGAUUUCUCUAUCCGCGAACUAAACCGCAUCUUGCUAGGGUUUAAGUGCAGGGUCUCGCUCUCUUUUACGGGAUCCCUUUGCAAUGGCGAAGCCCGGACGUCCUCGACCGGCGACUUCUUCUGGCUCCCGUUCCCGCUCGCGCUCCCCUUCCUCACCUUCGCGCUCUUACUCAGGCUCGGAUUCCCGCUCGAGGUCGCGCUCUCGCUCUCGUUCGAAGUCCUUGAGUUCAUCCUCGUCACCCAGUGAGAGCUCCCGAAGUCGUUCCCCACCGCCUCAGAGAAGAAGUCCCCCUGCAGCUGGAAGGAAAGGCCGUUCUCCAUCACCACCGCCUAAACGAGGCACACCCCCUAGGAAAAUAUCUCCACCAGUUAUUGAAUCUGUCGUUCUCCACGUUGAUCAUCUAUCUAGGAAUGUAAACGAGGCACAUUUAAAAGAGAUAUUCAGUAAUUUUGGUGAGUUGGUUAAUGUGGAGCUUUCAAUGGACAGAAAUGUCAACCUUCCCCGAGGUUAUGGUUAUAUUGAAUUCAAGAAGAGAACAGAUGCUGAGAAAGCCCGUCUUUACAUGGAUGGUGGUCAAAUUGACGGAAAUGUUGUUUCAGUAAAGUUUACUUUAGCACAACGGCAGAAGGCUUCAUCCCCCCCAAAGGUGAUUCCUCCUCCAAAGAGAGAAGCACCUCAAAGGGAUAAGAUCCUUACUGGAUCAGAGAAAGAAGUUCCACCCCGUCCUAGGGAAUCUUCUCCGCGUCGUAGACCGCCAUCUCCACCACCACGAAGGCGAUCUCCUGCUGCAAUUCGUCGACCUGAUUCGCCUAGGCGUCGACCUGAUUCCCCUCCUCGUCGCCGUUUGGAUUCUCCAGUGCACCGGAGAGCAGAAUCCCCUCCUCAUCGUCGUGGAGAAACACCACCUCGCAGGAGGGCUGCUUCUCCAGUUAGAAGACGCUCUCCCUCUCCCCGAAGACUUAGAUCACCCGCACGUGUUUCCCCACGAAGAAUACGUGGCAGUCCUUCCCGCAAGCGCUCCCCAUUACCUCUCAGGAGGAGAUCACCCAGAGCUAGGAGAGCAAGGAGCCCACCAAGAAGAUCACCUCCAAUACGCCGUCGCAGCCGUUCACCUGUUCGAAGACCUGCUCGUUCCCGUUCUAGGUCAAUCUCUCCUCGCAGGGUUCGAGCACCUCUUAGACGGGGCAGAUCUUCAUCCGUCUCAAGAUCACCUAGUCCUCGGAAGGGAGCUCGCAAGGUAACCAGAAGUCGCAGCCCAAGAAGACCUGCUCGAGGAAGAUCCGUAAGCAACAGUCCCAGCAGCAGUUCUGCCUCCCCUAAAGGACCUAAACCUUAGUAUGCGACCGGUACUGAAACAGGUAAGCUCUCUCUCUCUCUCUCUCUCUCUCUGUCUGUGUGUUUUUCUGUGUCCACUCCCCUCUCCCAUAUCAUCCGUACUUGCACCCUCUAGCUGCAAAUUCCACUAGUCUUGCGGGGGUGUAGGAGGUUAAGAAUAGAACUUUUGAUGCUGCUGGACGACUAUUAUUUUACGAGUUGCCAUUUAUUUUGAAAUUGAGUUGUUGAGAAAACUUCUAGUAUGAAAACUAUGUUGCAAAGCUCUUUAUUUCAAGCGAGGCUCAACUCCGAUUUGUUGCAUGAUACAGUACUUCAAACUGUUGCAUCAUCUCCUUAAAUCGUUUCUUCUGGGAUUUUAAUGAUGUUAGAGAACAUUCUUAAUUUUAUUUCUGACCAUGCUUCA